Alexandromys fortis (reed vole) is the source of this 7497-nucleotide messenger RNA. It is a transcript of the gene Znf281, whose product is annotated as zinc finger protein 281. Gene Ontology annotation, cellular component: nucleus. Gene Ontology annotation, molecular function: DNA-binding transcription factor activity, RNA polymerase II-specific. The transcript is spliced from 3 exons. Bases 287 to 2947 code for a protein of 886 amino acids. The record is from RefSeq and is a predicted model, not a curated record. Gene Ontology annotation, biological process: regulation of transcription by RNA polymerase II. NCBI's taxonomy places the organism in Eukaryota, Metazoa, Chordata, Mammalia, Rodentia, Cricetidae.
UGGGAUUACACGUGGUUUCCCUUUGCUGUAGCCUUCAGCCCCCAGCAGCUCCGCCCAACCGCCCCCUUGAUUGACACGCCGGCCAGGCGGAAACUGCGGCGCAGGCGCACUGAGCCCGUAGAGCUCCCCUCUGGUCCGGUCGAGGAGUUCCCGGCAGACACCGCGCCGCGGCUGCGCAGAAGCGGGGAGGCUUUUAAUUCCAUUGUGGAGAGGACGGCGUUAUUUUUAUUAACUGGAGGCGACGGCGGCUGCGGCGGUGGCGGAACCCCCAGGCCUCCUCCGGGGUAUGAAAAUCGGCAGCGGGUUCCUCAGCGGCGGCGGCGGUCCCGGCAGUAGCGGUGGUAGCGGCUCCGGCGGCAGCUCCGGCGGCGGCGGCGGCAGGAGAGCAGAGAUGGAGCACACCUUUCCCCAGGGUAUGGUUAUGUUCAACCACCGGCUCCCCCCGGUCACCAGCUUCACCCGGCCGGCGGGGACGGCCGCCCCUCCCCCGCAGUGCGUGUUAUCCUCCUCUACCUCCGCAGCCCCGGCCGCAGAGCCCCCCCCUCCGCCAGCCCCGGACAUGACUUUCAAGAAGGAGCCGGCGGCGUCAGCCGCGGCCUUCCCUUCGCAGAGGACCUCCUGGGGAUUCUUGCAGUCCUUGGUGAGCAUCAAACAGGAGAAACCCGCGGACCCCGAGGAGCAGCAGUCCCACCACCACCACCACCACCACUAUGGGGGGCUGUUCGCUGGGGCCGAAGAGAGAUCACCGGGCCUAGGAGGCGGGGAAGGGGGGAGCCACGGCGUCAUCCAAGACCUCAGUAUUCUCCACCAGCAUGUCCAGCAGCAACCAGCCCAGCACCACCGUGAUGUAUUAUUGAGCAGCGGUAGCAGGACUGAUGACCAUGGCACCGAGGAGCCAAAGCAGGACACUAACGUCAAAAAGGCAAAGAGGCCAAAGCCAGAAUCUCAGGGAAUCAAAGCCAAGAGGAAGCCAAGUGCAUCUUCCAAACCGUUGGUUGGAGAUGGAGAAGGUGCCGUCCUCUCCCCAAGUCAGAAACCUCAUAUCUGUGAUCACUGUAGCGCUGCUUUCCGGAGCUCCUAUCACCUGCGGAGACACGUCCUCAUUCACACGGGAGAAAGGCCUUUCCAGUGCAGCCAGUGUAGUAUGGGUUUCAUUCAGAAAUACCUACUGCAGAGACACGAGAAAAUUCACAGUAGAGAGAAACCCUUUGGGUGUGAUCAGUGCAGCAUGAAGUUUAUUCAGAAGUACCAUAUGGAGAGACACAAGAGGACGCAUAGUGGAGAAAAGCCAUAUAAGUGUGACACUUGCCAACAGUAUUUUUCAAGGACUGACAGAUUGCUGAAGCACAGGCGCACGUGUGGUGAAGCCAUAGCAAAAGGGGCCGCUAGUGCAGAAUCUGGGUCAUCCAACCAUAGUAAUAUGGGUAGUCUGGCUGUGCUGUCUCAGGGAAAUACAAGUUCUUCAAGGAGAAAAUCGAAGUCAAAAAGCAUAGCUAUUGAAAAUAAGGAACACAAGACUGGCAAAACAAAUGACUCACAAAUGUCAAACAAUAUAAACAUGCAGAGUUAUUCAGUAGAAAUGCCCACGGUGUCUACCAGUGGAGGCAUAAUUGGCACGGGAAUCGAUGAACUACAGAAAAGGGUGCCAAAAUUGAUCUUUAAGAAAGGAAGCAGAAAGAAUACAGAUAAAAGCUACCUUAAUUUUGUGUCUCCACUACCAGAUGUAGUUGGGCAGAAAUCCUUGUCUGGUAAACCAAGUGGCUCACUUGGCAUAGUCUCGAAUAAUAGUGUGGAGACCAUUGGUCUUCUCCAGAGUACAAGUGGCAAACAAGGUCAGAUAAGUAGUAAUUAUGAUGAUGCCAUGCAGUUUUCAAAGAAGAGAAGAUACUUACCAACUGCCAGCAGCAACAGUGCCUUUUCUAUAAACGUAGGACACAUGGUCUCCCAACAGUCAGUCAUUCAGUCUGCAGGUGUCAGUGUUUUGGACAAUGAGGCCCCAUUGUCACUUAUUGACUCCUCAGCUCUAAAUGCUGAAAUUAAGUCUUGUCAUGACAAGUCUGGAAUUCCUGAUGAGGUUUUACAAAGUAUUUUGGAUCAGUAUUCCAGCAAAUCAGAAACGCAGAAGGAGGAUCCCUUCAGUUUAACAGAGCCACGAGUGGAUUUACACACCUCAGAACACUCAGAAUUGGUUCAAGAAGAAAAUCUGAGCCCAGGCACCCAAACACCUUCAAAUGAUAAAACAAGCAUGUUACAAGAAUACUCCAAAUACCUCCAACAGGCUUUUGAAAAAUCCACUAACGCAAGUUUUACUCUUGGACACGGUUUCCAAUUUGUCAGUUUGUCUUCACCUCUCCACAACCACACUUUGUUUCCAGAAAAACAGAUAUACACUACAUCUCCUUUGGAGUGUGGUUUUGGCCAAUCUGUUACCUCAGUGUUGCCAUCUUCAUUGCCAAAGCCUCCUUUUGGGAUGUUGUUUGGAUCUCAACCAGGUCUUUAUUUAUCUGCUUUGGAUGCUACACAUCAGCAGUUGACACCUUCCCAGGAGCUGGAUGAUCUGAUAGAUUCUCAGAAGAACUUAGAGACAUCAUCAGCCUUCCAGUCCACAUCUCAGAAAUUGUCUAGCCAGAAGGAACAACAGAAAAAUUUAGAGUCCUCAACAAGCUUUCAGAUUCCAUCUCAGGAGUUAGCUAGCCAGAUCGAUCCUCAGAAAGACAUAGAGCCUAGAACAACGUACCAGAUUGAGAACUUUGCACAAGCAUUUGGUUCUCAGUUUAAGUCGGGCAGCAGGGUGCCAAUGACCUUUAUCACUAACUCUAAUGGAGAAGUGGACCAUAGAGUAAGGACUUCAGUGUCAGAUUUCUCAGGGUAUACAAAUAUGAUGUCUGAUGUAAGUGAGCCAUGUAGUACAAGAGUAAAGACACCCACCAGCCAGAGUUACAGGUAAGGUCUCAAGAGUGACCAGGCUGGGAGUCUUCUAAUGUAAUUUUGUUUUAUUUUGAGAACACUGCCAUUGGAAUGUUUCUACACGAUCCUAUUAAGAAUAAUGUAAUGCCCUUUCAAUGCAACUUUUCAUAUUUAGUUUAUUUUGUUAGUGUGAUUUUAGCUGUUUGUAUUAUGAUUUUUAAUCAAAAUCAAUAGAUUAAAAAUAGUUUGACAUUCAAAGUGACAAUGUUUAGCAAUCAAAUUUACAUGUAUAGAUUGUCAGGGAAUAGCCCAAAAGUUUUAAAUGCAAAAAAAACAAAAAAAAAACAAAAACUACAGGAAAAAAAAAAGAAAAGAAAAAAGAAAAAAAAAACUUUGUUGCUAGGAUUAAGGUUAUUCUAAUUGCUUUACUCUCAGGAAAGUGUAAUAACGCAUGGGAAUUCUGUACGUUAUCACCGUAAUGGAAUAUCCAAUUUACAAAUAGUAUGAUACACAUUUCACUGUUUAAGUUAAGGGAUCUUAAACAUUUCAGAUUUCUCCUUCCGGGCUGAUAGAAUAUACAUUUCAUCAUUUAAGUAAGGGAUCGAAAACAUUUCAAAUGCUAUCUCUGUCUGGGCUGAUCCAAAAUUCUGAGAUUGUUGGCUACCUAUAUUUUGUUGCAGCUUUUAAAUGUACUCCAAACUUCCAAACCCAUGUUCAUUCCAGCUUGGUAGAGCAAAUAUUCUUGGAUCUUUGAUCAAAGCCUGGAAUGAUAGCUUUAAUAAAAGAAAGGGGGGGGGGGGGAAGCACCCUCCUUAUCCAACUAUAACAAGGCUGUAAUUCCAUUAAGUGAUUCUGUUAAUGUCUAGCACAGUGUUAAAACCCAAGUGGUUGGUUGGUUUCAGUAUUAGAAAGUAAGUUGGAUUCGCGUAAUACAUUGAAAUUAGGGGUAUGCAUUAUUCAUUAUACAUGGCCUAAAAGCAUUCUCUCACUUGUGCUAUUACGUACCACCUUCACUUCUGGUUUUUUGGUACUUAUUCUUAACUUCCUCUUAAAGUUCUAGGCCUUCUUGUUCCUUCUCCCUGUCGUGAUGGUUUCAAUUUUAGAGUGAUUUGUCAUCUAGUAGAUGGUUGAUUAUGCAUUUUAUAUGUCUUAUGGCAUCUAAAUACUAAACAAUAGUAUUUAGUUUAUUCACCUUUUUUUUUUUAAGAAAACAAGCCCAAUACAGAUUUCCAUGUACAAGCUAUAGAUAUUAAAGGGUUGUAAUUCCACCUGGUAACAUAGCUUGUGUAACAGAUAAGAGUAUAUAUUUACUAGUGACAUCAGAACUCUUUGUGAGAUUGCAGCCUUUAAUGUACAUUUUGAAGGGGUGUAUUAGUCAGUAUUGUACAGGGAUCUUGUAAAGUCAUCAAAACUUGCUAUGAACGCUAAUUGCCAUUUGAAGCUACUGAUAGGCAGUGGCUCUGCUCUAAACCACUUUUUAGCAAUUGUAUUUUUUUCCUGAUUAUAUUUUUUAAUGUACUUUGAUGUUUAUGCUGAUGAGUUUUUUAUGUACUUUUGGUGAUGUUUCAGUCUUAUGAACUCUUCUGACGUCAGAAAAGUACCACUGGUUGUUUGCAGUCUUAUUGUGUAAUCAGCCUACCACAGGCUUCCGUGUAUAAUAAAGUAAUUAAUAUUGUGCAAGUGUAAAACACUUCUGUUAUAAAAGCAGUGUUUUGAAAAUAAGAAAUUAUUAAAAAAUGGUUACAAAAUACUAGUUAAUUCCCUUUUCCCACCUUCCUUUGGCUUUAGUUAGCUAAAGGGUACCAACUUGUCAUUGAAAGAUUCUUAGAAAAUGUGUUUAAUUCUUUUAAUACACUCAGUACUAAAAUGUCUGUAUGUCUUAUUAAGUGCAGUAAGUUCUAUUGGGUACAGAGACAAGUGUGAUCAAAGGAUGGCGAGGACCUUUACCCCUGUAUCUCUUAAGCUGUAUGAUUUCUCUCUCGCUCGCUUUUGUUUUAUACAGGUUUUGAAUUUCUUUAACUUUUAUUGUGUGUACUGAAUACUACAUAUGUAUUAUUCUGAUUGUUUGCUCUAGUUUACUACCAAUAAAAGUCCUGUUAAUCACAAAAUUGAAGAAAGGAGAUAUCACUUAGUCAUAUUUUUCAGUUUUCUGUGGAUUACAUUUCAUAAACUAGUCGCAUUAAUGGUAUAAAUUGUAAGUUAGGAGCUUGCAUUUUUAUUGUAUUUUUAAUGUAUUUUGUCUUUCUAGGUUUAUAUGAAAAUGCAUUGACUAUUUUGUUUGAGGUGCACAAUAAUAUAAGGAAUAGAAAUCUAAUAUGUAAAUUAAUACUAUAUUGAUACUAGUUUAACCAUCCUAAAUAUUAUCCUAGGGAGAUAUUUAUUGAGGCUUUAUUUAAAAUCAUAACGCAAUAUUUUGGCUCAAGGUGUUAUAUAUCCUUUUGCCUCAAAGGGUUAUAAUAAAAUUACAGAAUGAUGGAUUAAAAUGGUCUUCAGCAUUUUUAGUAAGAAAAAAGCUAAAUUGCAGCUAACAUGUCAAGAAAUUGAGAGCGUAGGUAUUAGAAGGAAAAGGUGAAAUUGUAAUAUAGAAGAUGCAGUAAAGGUAUUUGAAGUAAAUACUAACUUUAAAUGAUAAAAGAAACUGACUAUGGUGACCAUGCCCUUAGUCCCAGCACUGGGGAGGCAGAGGCAGUUACAACCAGACUGGUCUACAAACAGUUUCAGGCCAGCCAGGGCCACAAUGGGACCUUGUCUAAAAGAAAAAGUUGCACGUCUUUUGAGGUGUUUAGAAAACUGUAGGUUUAGUGGCAGGGAUAUUGACGGACUAGGAGUGAGCAUACUGAAGGGUAGUAGAAUGCUCUGAGGCUGUGCGUAUGUGUGUGAUGAUACGUAAGUAUCGUAUCAUAUAUCAUAGUAAAGGUAAGCAUGGACCUUUGCGAUUAGAAGGCAGGAUAGUUUGUUUUGCCAUAGUUACUCCCACACUGUUUCUUGGAGUCAAGUACUAAACAGAAGGAAGUUUCACUCAGUCUAAGAUGACUGCAGUUACUUGAUUCCCUGAAGAGCUUGUUUUUGCUCAAACAGAUAAGAAUUUUAAAACCCGCUUACCUGCCUUUUUGUUUUCCUUUUAUGGAAUAUAUACAGAUAUUAUUUUAGUCAACGGAUUUUGUUUUUAAGGCAUGAGACCAUGUAUGGCUAGGAAUAUAGGUAGUUCAGAUGAUAGAGUUCUUCCCAGCAUGCACAAGGCCCCUGGGUUUUAUCCCUCAAACUGAGUUAGCCAGCUCUGCCUGAUGAACACUGGGGAGGUGGAGGCAGAUGGAUAAGAAGUUAAGGGUCAUCUCUGGCUACCUGAUGAAGUCUGAGGCCAGCCUGAGCUACAUGAGACCGUGUCUCGAAGAGAGGCAUUAGGUGUAAGGUGGUGAGUACUGCGGUGGGUUUCUGUUGAGAUUCGUAUACAGUGGGGACUGCUCUUCAGCAGUUACUGAUCAGUAAUUUGAGGUAAUUUUAUGACAACAGAAUGUGCUUAAAUUUUUAAGUAUUGCAAGCAUACAAAUAUCUACCUCAGAUUUCAUGUAUUGCACUAACAUUAGACAGACGUUCUUGUCCACUUUAAUAUUGUUUUCAUCCCUGAUAAUCAGCAUUUUAUAAUUAGGUUUAGUGACUUUUAAGCCUGACUGGGUGACUAUUUGAGUUGCUAACCUUAUGUAUAAACCUUAGCCUCUAAACUCAUAGGUUCUUGUUGAACAGAACUUCCCUGAAGAGAGAAGGGGAAAAAGAAAUCUUAACUACAAACUAUUUUUAGAGUAAAACAUUCCAAAGGCUAUCAUUUUCUGCAUUUCAUGGUCUUCAUGGUCUCGGCAGAUACAGACCAACUCUAGCUAGUUCUCAGGACACAGGGCAGGACUGUACUGAGAUGGGUCUCUAGCUGCUGGAGCUGCUCUCCGCGGUGUCGGGGUCUGGGCAGCUGAUUAUCUGCUUGUGCCCUCUGAGAUGCUAGAGUUCCUGAUGGAUUUUUAGGGGAAUUAUGUUAUUUUUUAUGUCCUUAAUUUAUUACUUGGAAUGCACAGCAUUAAAGAUAGCGCCUUGGGAUUCUGUUGUCUUACCCUUGAUUUAAAAAAAAAAUAGGGAAUUUGAGACUACUUAGUUUUAAUCAAGACAUUGCCUUUAUGAGAUCACAUACUUUUAAAAUUCUGCUUUGCUUUUUGUUUUGCUUCAAAAUAUAUUUAAGUGUGACUGGCUGGCGUAGGUUCUAAUUUUUGUUUUGUCUUUUGAGACAGGGUUUCUCUGUGUAGCCCUGGCUGGCCCGGAACUCCGUAGACUAGGCUGGCCUGGAAGGAUUCUAAAUUACUAACUUUCUAGCUUAUGCAGUGAAAUACUGUCUAAGAGUUUGGGGUUCACAGAUUGGGCACUUGAUAGACUCAGAGCCUCCCUGACUGCACAUUAGUGGAAGUACAUCUACACAAAAUAGUUUGCAAGUCAGUCAACAAGCACAUAUCUUACAUCUUACAUAUGGACACCUAUUAAGAAUUCCUUCCUUAGAAGAUGCCUAUAUUCUGAAAUUUAUUGUACAAAUAAAAGAUUAAUGCCUGAAAUGUA